Schizosaccharomyces osmophilus is the source of this 3897-nucleotide messenger RNA. Its product is annotated as GTPase activating protein. Gene Ontology annotation, biological process: negative regulation of TOR signaling; positive regulation of GTPase activity. Bases 1 to 3897 code for a protein of 1298 amino acids. NCBI's taxonomy places the organism in Eukaryota, Fungi, Ascomycota, Schizosaccharomycetes, Schizosaccharomycetales, Schizosaccharomycetaceae. The transcript has a single exon. Gene Ontology annotation, molecular function: GTPase activator activity. The record is from RefSeq and is a predicted model, not a curated record. Gene Ontology annotation, cellular component: cytoplasm; nucleus; TSC1-TSC2 complex.
AUGAAGAAACACAUAAUGAGUACUGAAGACGUUGAUAUACACUUGCAGAGUAUUUCAAAAGAAGUAUUAUGGGAGAAAAGACAUAAACGUAUCAAAAGGCUUAUUUACGAUGAACAGUUUUGCAAGCGUGUACCCAUCGAGAAAUUAGUCAAGUGUACCAGCGACACCUUGGAAUUAAAAGCCAGAGACGAAUUAAAAUACUUAGCUAUUCAUCUUUGGAUUCGAGCCACGGAAUAUCAGAGGGAUGUAACUACUAAUGAGCGUGAAUUAUUAUUCCAGAAAAUAUCCAUACUUUCAAAUGUGGAAGAUUAUCCCAAGGGAAUAGAAGCAUUAAUUACAACUACUUCUCAAGGUGAAAAAAUUGAAAGUUAUUCAAAUGAUAUCUUGAAGCUCCUCUCAGAAUGGAUAAUUGCUAUGUUUAAAAAACUUGAUGCUUUGCGUUCCAACAACCGAAACUCUUUUAGGACAAGCUUCCAGCUGAAAAAUCUUACUCAUUGCUUUCAUCAGACUAUGAUCCUUUUAACUAGCAUGAUUCGAGUGAAAUUCCAUGUUUUUGAGGAAAUGGCUAUUUCUAGUAUGUUAGCGAAUUGCAUUUGGAUAUGUAAGAAUACCACUGAUGUACAGGAUAUAGAGCUUGUUUUUUCACUUCUGAACUCUCUAAUUAGCCGUGGGUCAGUAUCCUCUUCUGUUUUAUUUUCCGUAAUUGAAAUGCUAUGCCGAGCCAAAUUUGGAUUAACUGCCAGUUCGAAUUCUGCUCAGCAAAUUAUUGAUAAGCUUUUGAAAUCUGCAAAAAAGUACGAGACUGUUUCUUGCCUGAGAAAAGUAUUAGAAAGUUCAAGUGAGAGCUCAUUAAUUGCUCAAAUGGGAGCAGUCAAAGUUUUAUGCAAUAUUUUGAUUGACCCUCCAAGAUUUGUAUACUGUACCCGAGGAAUGCUACUUGGAUUUAUGCUUCAAGCUUUGAACCAACAAUCUAGCAGGUUAGCUCUUGAAAUGUCUCGCUCUUUAUACAAUGCUUUGGAACACCGUUCAUUUUUUGAGCUGCUUUAUAUUGACGAAUGGAUAAGUUUGCUUGAUAUUUUAAUUAAAAUAUCUUCAUCUUUACCAAAGUCAUCCAAUUAUGAAAGAGAGACCUGGAAACACAGUGAACCGAAUAUUAUUGAAUCAAUUAAGACCUAUCAAAUCCGGAAUAUUAAUUUGUUAGAGGAUUUCUUUCAAGAAUUUACGAGUAUUGUUUUAUUGGAUAAGUUUUUCGAUCUCUUGAAGGUCAAUUCUUUCUAUUUGUCGGAUGAUCUUCGUAAAAAAAUGCUUCUAGUUCUCGACGAAAGAGCUCAGAUGCCUCACCUAAGUAGCUGGUUUGACGACCAAAAACUACUUGUCGAUAUUUAUAUGAACCUUAACAAUUCUUAUGAGGUGCGUAUUUCGUUAUUGCCUUCUUUUCGUAAAUUCUUACGUUCGUCUCCUGGUCAGCACCGAUCUUCCGUUUUCAGGACAAUCCUUUUUCCAUUACUCAAUUCUUUAAAUAGAUACCAUUCAGAUGAGUUAACUGAAAAUGUGUUCAGGUUGGUAUGUGACUUAUCCGGUGUAUAUCCACCAGACAUAUUUUACGAAGUCAAUGCUAUAUUAAAAAACUUUGCCCAUAAUAAUGAAAUGGGUGAAGUGCAGCUUGCUUCAAUUCAAGCAAUAUCAAGUAUGGCAUUUUAUUAUGUUAUGUUACCGGAAUUCAAAUCGAUCUUAUAUGAAGAAUUGGUUUUAGUUAUUAAAAAUUUGAAAAUUCGUCGUUCUUAUCGGGUCGCUCCAUUACAGAUGCUUUUACAACUACGGAUUAAUUCGAAUGGAUAUUGUUUUUUGAAUGUUUCACCGACUUCUCAGGCGCUUUUAUCGAAAUACGAAAACCAAUGGUACAACCCUUUUAUAUCUGACGAAGCAUUAAAAUGCCGUGAUAAUAAAGUAAAGUUUAGAGAUCUAUCAUUUGCUGCUGUAUUUCAGCGAUUUCCGUUAAAAGCUAACACGGAUUCGAAAACGUCAAAGGGGCUAAUCAAAAUUCCCGUUGAAGAAUGGGUUUCAGCUAUAAUGCAUAUAGUUUUACAUGAAAGCGAUGCAGAUAUCGUGGAGUAUGUUUUCAUUAAUUUUACUAAUCAGCUGAGAAGCUCAUCAAUGUUCUUUACUUGCCCUAAUGCGUUAAAGAAAAUUCUACAAUUUAUGUUAGAGAUCACGACAGGUAAAUAUACCUCAACCUUUAAUUCUCUUUCCGGUAGUAGAAAAGAAAGAUUUUUGGUUCUUCUAUCUAAGGUUUUGUCUGUUUUAAUGGUGUAUAAAGAUGCAUUUCCUCAAAAUUGUCAUGAACAAUUCUUUCGGUUAUUAAAUUAUUUCCUUGAGAAGGGAGAGAGUACCACGGAAUCCUGCAUCGACAUUUUAAUUAUUAAUUGCUAUGCAAUGCAUUCUUUUUCAGUUUCCUAUAUGCCCAAAUUUUUCUCUUUGAUUAUGUCUUCGAAUAUAAGUGAACGAAGCCUCGUAAACUUUUUGCGUCUACUUCAUGUAGUGAGUAAUAACCCUGUACUUACUGAUGGAUUAGACGUCGAGACGAUUCAAAAGAUUUGUCUCUUUUGCUUAAGUAUUAUUCGCUCGCGAACAGACGAAAUUGAUAAAAAGAAAGGCUUGGUCAACCCAAAUGCAAAACUUUUUAAUCUCUAUUUGAUUACUUUUUCUUAUUACAUUAUCUCAAACAUAUUUUUGUCGUGUCCGCUAUCACAGAGGCCGCACUUAGUUUCAUUUUUGUUGGGUGAAUUUUUAAGGAGCAGAAAGCCUGUUCAUUUUGAAGGAUAUGAAAAAGUUUUUUACGAACUAUUACUCCGGUUUACCUAUUCUGAUGAAAGGUUGGAGAAUUACAACAAAGACAAAAAGUUUUUGUUUAAUAAGUAUUCAAAAACUUGGAUUUAUAGAGGUUGCGUGAUAACCAUAAAUGCUCAGUACGAAAUUGGGGAUUUUGAAAUGACUAUUCGAAGAAUGUCUGGUACAACCAUAUAUCAAUUACAUGCCAAUACAGCCGACUAUGAUAUAAUGAAGCAUGGAAUUAAAGAAAAUGUUGUCAGCAGUGAAAUAAGACAAAUGCACCUUCUGGAGCAAUCUACAAGUCAUAUUUUUAUGGAAACAAUUUUAGCUCCAUUGGAUAACGAGGAAGAAGAACCAGUGUUGGUUCAACCGAGCGAGUAUGCAGCAGAUCUAAUACAAUGUCUCGAUGGUACUCAUAUACGGCCUGUAAUUAACAUAGCUGUUGUUCUUCAAACAGACGAGUAUAAUGGAGAUAUAAACACGACUGUUGGAUGGCAGUUGUUUUACCGGCUGCUGGAAAGCUUCGGGGUAGAAAAAAAGUUGAAGACCGGAGAAACUGUAUAUGUGUGGACGAGUAAGACGAUAGAAAUUGUCUUUCAGCAUAUAAAGGAUCCUGAAAGAGAUACGGAAAAGGUCCUUUUCAGCGGCAUGGUUUUAAUUGCUUCUGAUGAUUUGGUGGAAUCUUCAAUGAUGGAUUGGGAGUCUUUCAACGUCCCUGUAAUAAUCAAGUUGUCGCUUGAUUCGCAUUUGGACGCCUUGAAAAUGUUUGAUACGUUGUUUCACACACGAUUAGAAAUUAUCACAACAGAUGUGGAUAUAUCCCAUCAAGGAUAUUGGAAGUUGGAUCAAACCGUUGCCGUUUCAUCUGUACCACCUUUGCUUCAUUCCUUUUUAGCGGAUAUGGGACUGUACCAGCAGUUGUUUGAAAAUUUCGCCUACGUACAUCCCUGGCUUUUGCGCCAGCAAUUUGUUGACGAACUAAAUACAAUUAAUCACAAGCAGGCUUCCGCAGACCCUUCACGAAGUGAUUUAAAAAACAAAACAUAUGAUUUUACGAUUUCCCUUUGA